GGCUGGGCGCCCUGCAGUGGGUUCUUUCUGUAAUUGGGACUUUCUUGAUGUCGCCCACUUUUAGGGGCAGAAAGCGAAUGUUGUUAGCCAGAUGCUCACACCAGAAUCCCCGCCCCUCCCCCACCCCUCGUGGUCCCCAAACAAAAGAAUUUUCCGCCCCUUUCCGAGUCCGCUGGAGCAGUUUAUGUGAUUUCUUGCACUAACCAAAUGUCCGAGUCUUAGUUAGCAAAGCAGAAACCCCCUUUGAAGGAAAAAAUAAGUACUUGCCACCAGUCGAAUUUCUAAUUAGCCAAGACUACAAAGAUAGGUGUUUAAGAGAAACUGUUGUAGAAACAGCUUAAUACAUUGACCUAAUUAGGGUAAUUAUUUUCUGCUUUUUUUAAUUCAUACAUUAUUAUGACACCUUUUGGAGGCAAGAAUAGCUUGAGGCAACCGACAAUUUUUUUUAAAAAAAGUAUACAGCAAUACAUAUUAUAAACAGACCAAAAGCCCAAGCCAGAUAAUUCUCAAUUUAAAAAUUAAAUUAAAAAAUCUUUGAGUCACAAAGGCCUUCAAAGUAGGGCAGCUUUAAAUCCCUAUAACUGUGAUUAAAUUAUGCAUUUUUACAAGAUAAAAUGGAGCACCACCUUAAUUUUUAGAACCAUAUCUAUUAAGCAAAGUAAUGCAGGCCUGAAAUAAAGGUCCAAUUUAAGGGCAGAACCCUUCACAAUUUUCAUUUUAAAAAGUGCAUUAACAGAGAGAAAGUGCUUCUUUGCCUUUUAGCUAAUGGUAGAAAUAUCUAAGAGUUUGGCUUAUGACAUUUAGGAAACAUCUCUGAUUCAACACAUAAUUACCUGUGAGUCCAGUGUAUUUUUUACAGUCCACAUAUAACCUUCUUCUAAACUUUUUCACAUUUUACUCUUUAUUCUGCAAUUUAGGUUUUACAGCUUGGAGGCAUUUUUACUUGUCUUUUAACUUCAGCUAAGCCUUCAGCCUGGUGAUUCCAGACUCAUUUUUCUAAUUGUCCGGAUCUGUUUAUAGAUAGAUUAAUAUAUGGCAGUAAACUAAUAGUUCAACAGAGAUGGACAGAUAACAGAUGAACUGUGGUUUUCUUGACACUUCAGUUGUCGUCUAAUUAUUUGUAUUAAUUAUUAUGUUCUGCUUGGAUUAAAGUCACUGGUGAAGUAAAUGAAAAUGUUUUCAGUGUUUCCACAUAUGUCUGUGUGAAUUUCACAUUAGUGUGAAUUUCUUGUCUAAGAUCCAGGCUCAACCAACAUAUAUUUGUUUAAAACUCUGCCUGGAUAACCCAACUACAGUGAGUAGCCUUGAGUAUGAAAGGACAAAUAAAGGUGUAAUUCAUUUGCUAUGUCCUUUUGAGAACAUUGCCUGGUUCUCUAGCCUUUAGGCUGCCAAUAUUUUUUAUGUGUGCAAGCAUAAGUAUAAAAUAAUACAAUUAACUUUUGUGGGUGCUUUAUAGGAUGACUGUCAAUAUUAUAGCCAUACCUUGUUUAUAUGCCCAUAUUUAUACAGAUUAUUCAUCCAGGUUCUAAUCUCUUCCUUUAUUCUUUAUAUUGGUAUUUAGGGCCAUCAUACUGAGGAAUCUGGGUUUUAAUCUGAUAGUUUAUCAGAAGGAUAGAACUUCUUCAGAAAUUGAGUCAAAUGGAGAGAUAAUUAAUGUGAAUGUAUUGUCUUCCACAGGCUUAGAUUUAGAACUCCUUCCAGAUAAUGAAACUCAGCUAUAGCUAGUGCAGAGGCAUGGUACCAGCAACACUACUCUCUCUCCUUACUUGAAAUAUCUAAAAUCUCCAUGUCUUUUCAGUUUUUUUUUUACCCUGAAAUUGCACUCAGAAAUUUACACUGUUAAUUUCAUGUUAGCAGUGCUUUUAUAUAGCUUAAAGAAAUUUUCUUUUAAAUUAGGAGUUUGGAAGCCUCAUUAUACAACUGAGGAACUGGAACUUUAUUAGAGUUGAGUACUAAGAGAGUAAUGUGUUUUGGUGGUGGAUAACAAUGCGUUUGCACCCUGUGGGGCAUGGGAUGGGAAGGGAUGCUGAACUGCAUGAACUUUUGUGUUAGGCCCCCAAGACCUCAGCCCCAGGAGCUACCCAUGCCAGCCCCUUCCCCAGUGGAGAUUAUGUGAUGGAAUUCACCCUAAGGAGUGAGCACUGAUUUCAACUUUACCACAGUCUAUGAGUCCAUUUUCACGCUGCUGAUAAAAACAUACCUGAGACUGGGCAAUUUAUAAAAGAAAGAGAUUUAAUGAACUUAUAGUUCCACGUGGCUAGGGAGGCCUCACAAUCAUGGCACAAGGCAAAAGCCACUUCUUACAUGGCAACAGCAUGAGAUAGAAUGAGAGUCAAGCAAAAAAGAGUUUCUCAUUAUAAAACCAUCAGAUCUCAUGAGACUUAUUCACUACUAUGAGAACAGUAUGGGAGAAACUGCCCCACUGGGUCCCUCCAACAAUACAUGGGAACUAUGGGAGUACAACUCAAGAUGAGAUUUGAGUGGGGGCACAGCCAAACCAUAUCACACAGGCAUCAGAAUUACUGUUGGCAGCAUCUCUUUCCCCACCAGAUGGUAAGCUACCUGAGGGCGGAGACUGUGUGAUGUUCCUCUUGGAAUGUCUAGCAGAAAGCAUGCACCUGACCUUAGCAGGUACACAAUGAGCAUUUGAAUGAGAGUUGGAUGGAGUGGAGGGAUGUAAGCAAAAUACUCACAUUCAUUGGCACAUUUGUAUUAGUUUAAAAAAAAUGUUCAAAGAAAAAUUAAGGGAGCUCUUACUUUUCAUUUUCUUCUUAUUAGCUAACUACAGAAUUAAUGAUAUGCAUUCUCAUUCGGUACUUGAUAAAGAAGAAAUGCAUAUCACAGGACUUUGGCUAAUGAAACCUCCCUAUUCUUUUACCUUAGUGAUAAGCAAGCUAUUUUACAUGAAGGUCAAUUUACAAAGUUAAAAUAAAUUUAAAGGGUAAGGGUCUUGGAUCUGUUACUCUUUUUUUAUUUGCUCUUUGUACUCAAACAAUUCCCAAAGGGAUUCCUCCAACUUAAACUACUUACUCUGUUGAAUAACAUGUCAAAUGGAAAAAUAACUGCCUUUUAGCCACUAAAAUCUUAACAUGGGCAUGUCUGAGCAGUAAAUAUUGGUAGUUUCCUUUUUGUUCAUGCCUUGAAUUUAUAUAACACUGGAGAGUCCAACAGUGACAUCAUUUGCACUAUCUGAUCUCAGCCACCUGUUUAGAGCCAAACAAUCUUAUUUCUCUUGACAGAUGGGAAGAUUGAGACUUGGGUGGGUGGGGCUAAAGAAACAGAGUCAGAUUCAUUUCAUUCAGUGCAGCAUCCCCCAAGUGUCUACCCUGUGCCAGAGAGAUGAAUGGGAUGAGCUCCUCUUCCAUGACAUCCUGCGUGUGGAUACAGAAUCUCCUUCUGCAAGGCACAGCAAACUACCUGACAAUGAGCAGCCCCACAUGCUGGGCUUCCUCCUCCCAGCAGCGCAGCAGUGGGCUUCCCCAUGGGACUGUCCCACUAGUCUCCACAGUUGAGGCUGGGCUGGCCCUGCCUGAGCUCACAUGCCUGAGGAGCCAAGGGUUGUUUUGUUUUUUGUUUUUGUUUUUCUGAGACAGAGUUUUGCUCUUGUUGGCUAGGCUGGAAUGCAAUCAUGCAAUCUCGGCUCACUGCAACCUCUGCCUCCCAGAUUCAAGCAAGUCUCCUGCCUCAGCCUCCUGAGUAGCUAAGAUGACAGACACCCACCACCAUGCCCAGCUAAUUUUUUGUAUUUUUAGUAGAGAUGGGGUUUUGCCAAAUUGGCCAAGAUGGUCUCAAACUCCUGACUCAGGUAAUCCACCUGCCAAGGCCUCCUAAUUAUAGGUGUGAGCCACUGAACCCAGCCUCUAUUUUUAAUUAAUAUAGAAAUUGCAGCUGGCAGCAAGACAAUAUUCAACCCCAGGUAAUACAGAGAACACCACAAAGAUAUUCCUCAAGAAGAGCAACCCUAAGGCACAUAAUUGUUAGAUUCACCAGGGUUGAAAUGAAGGAGAAAAUACUAAGGGCAGCCAGAGAGAAAGGUCAGGUUACCCACAAAGGGAAGCCUAUCAGACUCACAGCAGAUCUCUCAGCAGAAACCCUGCAAGCCAGAAGAGAGUGGGGGCCGAUAUUCAACAUCCUUAAAGAACAGAACUUUCAGCCCAGAAUUUCAUAUCCUGCCAAACUAAGCUUCGCAAUUGAAGGAAAAAUAAAAUCUUUUAUGAACAAGCAAGUACUCAGAGAUUUUAUUACCACCAAUCCAGCUUUACAAAAGCUUCUGAAAGAAGCAUUAUACAUAGAAAGGAACAACCAGUAUUAGCCUUUCUAAAAAUAUGCCAAAAAGUAAAGAGCAUCAACAUGAAGAAGAAUUUACAUCAAUGAAUGGAUAAAAUAGCCAGUAAACAUCAAAUGGCAGUAACCCUAAAUUUAAGUCGACUAAAUCCCCCAAUCAAAAGAUACAGCCAAAACCUAACGGUAUGCUACAUCCAGACCCAUUUCACAUGCAAGGAUACACAAAGACUCAAAACAAAGGGAUGGAGAAAGAUUUACCAACCAAAUGGAGAGCAUAAAUAAAUAAAUAAAUAAAAAGCAGGAGUUGCAAUUCUUGCAUCUGAUAAAAUAGAUUUCAAAGCAACAAAGAUAUAGUGGUAGAAGGAUCAAUGCAACAAUAAGAGCUAACGAUCCUAACACCCAGAUACAUAAGACUCAUAAAGAGAUUUAGACUCAACGAGACAGAAAAUUAAUAAAGAUAUCCAGGACUUGAACUCAGAUUCGGAACAAGUAAACUCAAUAAAUAUUUAUAGAGCUCUCCAUUUUAAAUACACAAAAUAUACAUUCUUCACCUUAAAUAUACAAAAUGUUUAUCUGCCAUUAUUAAUACCCAUUUUUAGAAUAAAGCUAUAUUCCCGUUUUCUCUCCCUCUUUUUCUUCCUCUCCUUCACUCCUUUUUUUUUUCCUUUCUUUAAAAAAAAGAAAGAAAGAAAGAAAUCGCAGCUGGCUGUGGUGGCUCACACCUGUAAUCUGAGCACUUUGGUAGGCCAAGGUGGGUGGAUCACUUGAGCCCAGGAGUUCAAGAAAAACCAGCUUGGGCAACAUAGGGAGAACCCCAUCUCUACAAAAAGUACAACAAUUAGCCAAGCGUGGUGGCAUGCACUUGUAGUCUCAGCUAGUUGGGAGGCUGAGAUAGGAGGAUUGCUUCUUGAGCCUGGGAAGCAGAAGUUGCAGUGAGCCGAGAUUGCGCCACUGCACUCCAGCCUGGGUGACAGAGCAAGACCAUGUCUCAAAAAAAAAAAAAAAAAGAAAGGAAAGAAAGAAGAAAUGACCAGACUUCUUUCCUAAAAUCCAUCCCAUCUUUACUAGAAAUUGAGAAGUGUGCCUUUUCUCUACCUCCCUUGUAACUCUGGCUGUUAGGCCUCUUAAUGUUUCUGGGUGUGAUAGAUGUAAAAUGAUACCUUAUUGCUACCUUAAUAGCAUUUCCCUGCAUAUAAGUGAUAUUGUGUACCUUUUCACGAACUUCCUGGCAAUUUGAGUUUGCUGUUAGGUCAUUUGCCUACUCAUAUUUCUCAUCUGUUUUUCUAUCAGGUUCUUUGUCUUUUUAUUGUCAGUUCGAAGAGUUCUUUGUGUGUUAUGGUUGUGGCUGAAGAGUCUGAAGAGGACUUUCCCCCUCCACACUGCAGGGGCACCUGAAAUACACCCCGAUUGUUUAACAGAGCUAACCAGGCUGUUACGACCUCUGGCCGUAGACUGCUGGUCACUCUGUAGAUACUGAGACUGAGGACUGUAUAGAGCUAGAAUACAGCCACAUGGUGUGGAGGACUGAGAAGGUGAGGCAGUUCUGCCCCGUGCUGCCUUCUACCGGUUAAGACCUCCAAAAUGGAAGGGCUGCCCAUGCAGAGAUGUCCCCCUGCUGCCUUUGGAGGGGCAAUGCUGUGCUGGCCAACAUUUGUGAUGCUGCUUGUCCCUGGCUCAGCGUGCGGGCGCCGCAGAAUGAGGAGUGGCGAGCCGGCCUGCAUCAUGGAUGAGGCCAGCGGGCGGGACAACGCGGCGACGCGGGGCGGUCCAUGUCCGGGACUGGGGCCGGCGCCGACGCCUCCGGGCCGCCUAGGGGCGCCGUACUCCGAAGCCUGGGGCUACUUCCACCUAGCCCCGGCGCGCCCCGGGCAACCGUCGGGCCACUGGGCCACCUGCCGUCUGUGCGGGGAGCAGGUGGGCCGCGGCCCCGGCUUCCAUGCGGGGACCUCGGCGCUGUGGAGGCACCUAAAGAGUGCGCACCGGCGGGAGCUGGAGAGCAGCGGCCCCCGACGCUCGCCACCCACCACGCCCUGCCCGCCGCCACCCGGUCCUGCCGCGGCCCCCGAGGGCGACUGGGCGCGCCUGCUGGAGCUGAUGGGCACGCUGGCCUUGCGCGGCAGCCAGUGGGAACGGGAGCUGGAGCGGCGCGAGGUGGCGGUGGAGCUGGGCGAGCGCGCCCUGGAGCGGAGGCGGAGGGCGCUGCAGGAGGAGGAGCGCGCCGCGGCUCAGGCGCGCCGGGAGCUGCAGGCUGAGAGGGAGGCGCUGCAGGCGCGACUGCGGGAGGUGAGCCGCCGAGAGGGCGCCCUGGGCUGGGCCCCAGUCGCGCCGCUGCUCAAGGACGACCCCGAGGGGGACCGGGACGGCGGCGUCAUCACCAGGAUUCUCCUGUAGGGGACUGGCCACUUCCCAACCCCAGGCCGUCUCUUCUCCGACCUAGGCCUUCAGCCCCCGCUGUGACCGAGGCCUGGCCAGCGGCCGCUACUCACUUGGAAGCUCCCGCUAACUGUAGCGCUUUCCACGCCCUAAAGCUUCAGCUUAAGAAGCAUUUCGAAGCCAAAGCAGAACCAAAACUCACUUCCACAGGGUCACCUGAGGUGCCUGGGUAGCCUUUCGUGGGCAUGCAUCCAGAGGAUAGGGUGGCACACUUGACACUGGAGAGUUCCAGCAGCUCCGUGAACCCACACCACCCAGUGUCAUGACGGCUUAAGGCUGGGAACCUGAACCUGGUGACUUUGAAAGGAUAGCGCUUCAUUCCAUACCAAAGACUUAUUAUAUCACGUGCCUAUACACCCAGCCCAAAGUAGAGGGUGUACGGAAAUGAGAAACCUUUUUACCCCCAAAAAGAGUUCCUAAUGCAUAAUCUGCCCAACAUCAAGUUCUGAAGGGGGAAGAGGGGAACAUGCCCUCUAGUUUCCCUGACUGCCCUAGCACUCUUCGGGGCAGUCCCAGAGAGCCCCCCUUUUUACUCCCCAUUAUUCAACCAAUACCAGGUGCACUCUGUCUCCCCUCGGCCAUCCUUUCCUUGCUUCUGACCCAAUGACAAGUGUGGCACCUAUGUCCACUUUCGGGCCUCAUAUCUGCCACUUUGUCAAGACAUCACCUUAUCCCCUCACUAGGAAGAGCGUUUCUUCCCCACAUGUCAUCAUAGUCCUCACCUCUGGGCCAAAGGAGAAAGCAACCCUCUCACUUAAGGCCACAUCUUCCUGUCAUUUUCCAUCCCAUUCCUCUGCCAUGUUUACUGGGUCUUUCCUCCUGUUAUUCACCCCUUUCUCUGUCUCAGUCCCUCCCUUUCCCCCAGGCUCUUCUUCCUCAGCAAUGCUCAGUCUCCCUUACUGAAAAGACUCAACCUGGAAGGGCCAGCAAGUCCUUGCCACCUAUACUUCCUCCCGUUUUUACUCCUUCACUCUGGGUCAGUUUUCUAUGCUACAUUGAACUAUUUAUUUCCAAGCCGCCACAAUCUCCCAGUGACCAAAUAAUGAUGGUCUGUUUGCUGUCUUCAUUUUGCUUAAUCUCUCCCUUCUUGAAAUUGCUCCCUUGGUAGGUGGAUCCUGUUUUCCUCCAAAGAAUUCCUGUUGUGUACUGGUUCUCAGUUUUUCCACAGGCCUCUUUUUCUCAUUUUUUUUUAUAUUGAAAAAUUCCACACAUUCAGAAAACGCUGAAAGGCUAGCACAAUGAAUACUAAGAUACAUACCCUCCACCCGGAUUGAAUGGUUGCUAACAGUUUGCCAGAUUUACUGUUCUCUCCACCUCAUGCAUGUGUACAUAUAAUGGCAUUUCACCCUAUUUCUGCACAGAUUUCCUGAGAACAAAGACAUACCUAAAAAUAUAAACAGUAACUUCUUUAUAGCCUCUAAUAUAGCGCCCUUAAUCAGUGUUCAACAACUGUCUCCAGAAUGUUUGUCUUGAAAAAAAAACAACACCACCAGGUCAAAUCAAUGUUCAUACAUUCUUUUGGUUUCAACUCUUCCGUCACGUUUAGCAUAGAACAACCCCAACAUAUUUUCCCAUGACACUUUUGAAGCAUCCAGGCCAGCUGUCUUAGCAAAUGUCCUCUAUUCUGGAUGUGUCUGAUUGCUUCCUUAGGCCUAUGUCUACACUCCACUUGUGGCACAUCUCCCUGCAGAGGUGUGAUCUCCUCUGGGCCAGGGACUGUUGAAUAUCUUCAGGCCGAGUGCUCUCCCCGGGCCUGGUCCUUCAUGCCCAAACCCUUGCUGCCUGUCUCCACCUGUCCUUGCACAUCCUGCCUCUACAAGUAGGAGGGCCAAAUCUAUUCAACCCCACAUCCCACCCCUCACCUGAUAACUAACAUUUACUGGGCACUAACAAUGUAUCAGUCACAUAUUACACACUUAACAUGCAUUAAUUAUCUCAUUUUACUCUCACACAGCAGCUCCAUGGUAACACUGCUAGCUUUACAGUGUUUAAGGAAACUGAGCUCUAGUUAAGUAGCCUGUGCAAGACCACAGCUGGCCAGCAGUAGAAGUGGGAUCCCACCGCAGACAGUCUCCCCCACAGAUGCCAUGCUGCCACUGUACCACCAUGUACUACUUUCGGAGAGCGCUGCUUCCCUCAGUCAACGCAGCUGACACCUGUUUCCUCCUAACUCCAACUAAUUAAUUCCAGUUAAUUGAAUUGACUGGAAUUAGUGACAUUAAUAUUUACUGAGCAUUCACCAUAUGUCAUCAGAGGUGUGCUAAAUGCUUUACUACAAUUACCUGCCAUGAAGCAACCCCAUGACAUAGGUGCUACUAUGCCCAUUUUGUAGAUGAGACAAGUUCAGGGGAGUUAGUAACACCUUCAAGUCACACAGCGGCUAAGAGUCUGUGUGGGGUUUGAACUGUGGUCUCACUGAAUGCUGGGUGCCUGCUCUGCUAAGUCUGUACAAAAUACUGCACUGCCUUCCUGAUGCCUGCCAAGCUCAGGGCCCAUUUAUCAUGCAUCUUCCCAUCCUUGUUUCGCCCAACUGUCCCUUACCUGAGUCACAAUUUGGCCAAAGCCAAAGGGAUUGUCCUAAGCCAAUACUGAUUUAUUGUAUCACUCUUCCUGCCCAAAAGCCUCCAAGAUCACCUGUCAAUCACCUCAUUAGAGUGCAAGCUCUGACUCUGUCACGUGACAUUCAAGUCCCCCUCAGCCCCCAUGCCACUCUUAUUGUCCCUUUCCCUACAUAUGCUCUAUGCUCCAGCCAAAUUGGAUUCUGUUCUUCCUGACAUGACCUGGUAUUGGCAACUCUAUGCCUCAAUUUGCCUUCCCUCCACUUUAAAAAGCCCCUUCAGUCUCUUGGUACAAAAAAAGAAAAAUCCCACCCAUUUUCUCAAACCACGCUUUCCUUGAUUUACUCUCAUAUGAAGACAUUUCUUACUUCUCUGGCCUCCUAGCAUUUUAUGUCCCACAACCCUUAGAACAGGUCAGCUAGUGUAUGGCUAUGGGUUUGUACCUUACCUCCCCUGCCAGACCCUGAGCCCUUGGGGGAAGUAUACUCACCCCACUCCCACAGUGCCUUGCAGUCCAUAGCUGCUCAAUACAUAUUUGAGGUGCUAAACCCAUUCAGUGUCGAAGAUUUUUACAAAUUAGUUUUCCUGUAAUUAUUAAUAUAAUCAUUUAUCUUUAAUUCUGAGUAAAAAAAACGAAUAGCUUAAAAGGAAAUAAUUUUUUUAACUGUUUAGUUAGGAAAGAUUUAAUGCAUCAGUUAUUGGGCUGUUUGGUUUGAUCCAAUCAACCAACUAUUCUGGUAUGUAAAUGUACUUUGUUAUUAUACAAGUAACACAAAACAUAUUGUCUCAAUCUAGGAAGAAGAACAGAAAAAAAAUACCCCAAAGUCCUGUCACCUCUGUAAAACUGCUAUUAACAUUUUAAUAGCGUUUAAUCUUUUGUAUUUUGCAAUUUUUAGAUUACUCUAGUAAUAGAAUAAAUUACUUUCAAGUACUGGAAUUUAACUUCUCCAUAUGGACUUAUAAAUUGAGCUAGAUGAUCUGAACUUCCUGUUUAGAAGAAAAAAAAAAACCUUCCACAAAUGUUAAUCUUCUAUUUCAUCAAUUGUAAAAACCAUUAAAACAUAGCAAAGAUUUA
This is a messenger RNA of Callithrix jacchus (white-tufted-ear marmoset), 10350 nucleotides long. The record is from RefSeq and is a predicted model, not a curated record. NCBI's taxonomy places the organism in Eukaryota, Metazoa, Chordata, Mammalia, Primates, Cebidae.